Numida meleagris (helmeted guineafowl) is the source of this 8680-nucleotide messenger RNA. It is a transcript of the gene PER2, whose product is annotated as period circadian clock 2. Gene Ontology annotation, cellular component: nucleus; cytoplasm. Gene Ontology annotation, biological process: circadian regulation of gene expression; negative regulation of transcription by RNA polymerase II; entrainment of circadian clock by photoperiod. The transcript has 26 exons. Gene Ontology annotation, molecular function: transcription corepressor binding; transcription cis-regulatory region binding. The record is from RefSeq and is a predicted model, not a curated record. Bases 2410 to 6438 code for a protein of 1342 amino acids. NCBI's taxonomy places the organism in Eukaryota, Metazoa, Chordata, Aves, Galliformes, Numididae.
GCAGCCAAUGGCAGCGCGGGAGGGGUGGGCUUCAGGCGCCCGGUCACGUUUCUGCCUGUAUGAAGUCGGUGCCGGGCUGCGCCGCGCCGGGUGGACGCGAGGUGUGCGGAAUGUAUUCAUGACCCUUCCAUAUUUGGAGAGACUGAGCAUGUUCCAUAAGGUGUGACUUCAUUUCUCUUCAGAAAGUCUACUUAGUUGGGAUCGUGUAAUACAGGUGUGUUCCCUAAAACAGGUGGUUUUUUUUUUCUAAAGCUGAAGUAGUCUAUGCUUGCAAUAGACACAUCUCAGUAUCAAAGGGAAUGUUGCUGUCAGCUCUGUAUUCUUUGUAUACUGAUCAAUUCAGAGUUUCUGUGGAUGAACUAUUUCAGUUCUUUGGGAUUUGGGUUUACUCAGUAGCAUAUUUUCUCUGAUUAAUAAUAUAAAACCAGAAGAUUAGAUUUAACUGUCUCUCUGAAAAUCUAUGGCUUGAAUGGCUUCUAUUCAGUUUCAGAUAAAACUCCUGAUGUAGAUCUGUCUUAGCUCUCAGUUAAAUUGGAGGAAGGUUCAUGAUGGGAAUUUUAUGUAGUUAUAAGACUCUUUUUUUUUUUUUCCCCUCAGUAUCUUCCAAAGUGCAUAAGUAGGUUUAACUGACAUAAGCAAUCAGAAUGGUUUGUGCUCCUAUUGUGAAUAUCCCCUUCAAGCCUAUACUUUAAACCUUUCUUUUUCCCUCUGAAAAUAUCAUGAAGCUUGUCAAACUAGAGAGUUGCUAUGUCCUUUCAUAAAUAGGCAAAUUCUUGUGAAUUUCUUGUAGAUCUUGAUUAGUGAAGGUAGAAACUUUAAGGAAACAUGCAUUACAGAGAGGUGAGUUAGUUGUGAGGAAAUUGGAAGAACUGUCCUUUAAACCAGCACUUAACUAGUGUUGGGAGACAUUCCACAUUUUCAGUAUUGAUGCUAAAAAUGACAAAAUCUGAAAGUGGUUCUAGUUAAAGCUAUUUCUCACACUUGGCCAGAGAUGCAGAGCUUAUUGUUUAAGGCCUGUUUUAUCAAUAUAUAAUAACGGUAGAGGCACAACAUAUAAAGAACUAACAUACACAGAUUUGUACUGUAAUCUGAGACUUGCAGAACCCUUAUCAGCUUAGUGGCAUUAUGCAGGAUGGAAUAUUGUGAAUAAAUUCUUCCUUAAGUCUGGCUAACACAAAUGCACUUUUAGCAAUUGGUAGAUAUGUGAUGUUUUAAAUUAAGGCAUAUUAAUGUGGCUGCAUGACGAAACAGUUAGUUUGGGAUUUGAACACCGUUCCAAACAUUCCUUCUGCAUAUUCAAAUGAAAUACUUGGUGAUGUAAUUGUUUAAAGCACAAAUGUGGCUUUUUGGAACUUCUGAUGUUUAUUCUACUCCUGCUUUGUGUUACAUGGCAGUGCCCUGUACCAAUGUACUUAGUUUACUACAUCUAAUAGAACAGCUUUCAGAUUUUCGUGCAGAAAUUCCUGAGAUCUUUUUGAGGAAACUAAUUUUCUUAGGAAGAGUAAUAGUGUUGAUAAACUUUCCAAGUAUAGACUUGUUUGUGAACAUAAGGAAACACUUCUCUGUUAUGGGGGCCAUUGAACCCUGGAACAAGUUGCCCAGGGAGGUUGUAGAAUCCAUCCUUGGAAAUGCUCUAAAGCCAUCUGGAUAUGGCCCUGGAUAACUGGCUUUAUGUGACCCUAUUUGAGCUGGGGAUUGGACUAGGUUACUGAUAGGGACCCCUUCCAACCUCAACCAUUCUGUAAAUUGCAGUUUGCAAGCUGCCUAAAACAAAUGCUUAUUGCAAGCCUACAGAGGUGGAGAUGAGAUUAGAUCUAUUAGAUCAGGUCUUAAAACUUUUUUUUUUUAAAUGCACUUCUUAGCAUAUGGAGGUUCUGUGGAAUACAUUGGACAUUUUGCUCUGUCUUCUAUAGGAGAAUUUAGCCCUCAAUGGUUGCAUCAGCUUGUGUAGAACUUAACAUACGUAGUAUGACACCAUAGUGCUAGUGAAUCAGAAGUCAAUGCAGAGAUAAGAGGUUAUUUAGUGCAGAUCUGUUAUUUUCAAGUUUUCUAAGGCCUUGCAUCAGGAUAAAAGUGUUUAAAAUGCAUAUUUAUAUCAUAAUUGCUCUGCUGGAUGACAGUUUCAUGUUUAACCAAUAUUUAUCUGCAUAGGAAUGGCAUAACUGUGAGCAUCUCUCUGGUAUCUGUUUGAAGAGGACACUGUUGGGGGGCCCAGAUAUCUUGCAUAUUUAUUUGGCCAAAGGAGAAGUGCAGCUUUUUCUUCUGAAAAACUUGAAAUAAAUGUAGAAUGUCUGGAAAAACAGCAAUUAAAAGGAUUUGUGGGUCUGUACUUCCAUACUGAGUCUUUACAGACAGAAAAUUCUGAAAAUGGCUUGACUUGAUCUUGGCAGUGUUUCUAAUGAGUGUCCGAUGGACUGUAUCGAGGUCAGGGGGUUCUACUCUAGCACUGAGGAGCAGAACCCUGAGCAGCAAGCUGAUAUCAGUGAAAACAUUUCUUCAUUGUUCUCUUUAAAAGAGCAACAGAAAAUGAGUGAGUAUUCUGGACUUGCAAGUAACCGUAGCCAGAUGAUUGCUGAAGAUUCCGAAAUUCAGCCAAAACCUGAACACUCUCCUGAAGUUCUUCAGGAAGAUAUUGAGAUGAGCAGUGGAUCCAGUGGAAAUGACUUCAGUGGAAAUGAGACGACUGAAAACUACUCCAGUGGACAUGAUUCUCAUGGCCAUGAAUCUGAUGAAAAUGGGAAAGAUUCAGCAAUGCUCAUGGAAUCUUCAGACUGUCAUAAAAGUUCAAGCUCAAAUGCAUUUAGUCUGAUGAUUGCAAACUCUGAACAUAAUCAGUCUAGCAGCGGAUGCAGCAGUGAGCAGUCUACUAAAGCCAAAACACAAAAGGAAUUGUUGAAAACAUUACAAGAGCUGAAAGCUCACCUUCCUGCUGAAAAGAGAAUUAAAGGCAAAUCUAGUGUCCUAACGACGUUGAAAUAUGCCCUUAAAAGCAUUAAACAAGUUAAAGCCAAUGAGGAAUAUUACCAAUUGUUGAUGAUUAAUGAAUCCCAGCCUUCUGGACUCAAUGUGUCAUCUUAUACAGUGGAAGAAGUUGAGGCUAUAACCUCAGAAUACAUCAUGAAAAAUGCAGAUAUGUUUGCUGUAGCUGUUUCUUUGAUUACUGGGAAAAUUGUGUACAUCUCUGAUCAAGCUUCUUCUAUUCUUCGCUGUAAGAGGGGUUAUUUUAAAAAUGCCAAAUUUGUGGAGUUAUUGGCACCUCAGGAUGUCAGUGUUUUCUAUACGUCUACUACCCCAUACCGACUACCAUCUUGGAAUAUUUGCAGCAGAGCUGAGUCUUCCACCCAGGAUUGCAUGGAAGAGAAAUCUUUUUUCUGUCGCAUCAGUGCAGGAAAGGAGCGUGAAAAUGAGAUUUGCUAUCACCCAUUUCGGAUGACUCCUUACCUUAUCAAAGUACAAGAUCCGGAAGUAGCAGAGGACCAACUUUGCUGUGUGCUGCUUGCAGAAAAAGUGCAUUCUGGUUAUGAAGCACCCAGAAUUCCUCCAGACAAAAGAAUUUUUACGACUACACACACACCGACCUGUUUGUUCCAGGAUGUAGAUGAGAGAGCAGUACCUCUGCUGGGAUACCUACCUCAGGAUUUAAUAGGAACACCAGUUUUGGUGCAUCUUCACCCAAAUGACAGACCCUUAAUGCUAGCAAUUCACAAAAAAAUACUUCAAUAUGGAGGACAGCCUUUUGACUAUUCGCCAAUCAGGUUUUGCACUAGAAAUGGAGAUUACAUAACCAUGGACACUAGCUGGUCCAGUUUCAUCAAUCCUUGGAGUCGAAAGGUUUCAUUUAUCAUUGGGAGACACAAAGUUAGGACGGGUCCCUUAAAUGAAGAUGUCUUUGCUGCUCCCAACUAUACAGAAGACAGAAUCCUUCACCCCAGUGUUCAGGAAAUCACAGAGCAAAUAUACCGGCUAUUACUACAGCCUGUACACAACAGUGGAUCCAGUGGCUAUGGAAGUCUAGGUAGCAAUGGCUCACAUGAGCACUUAAUGAGCGUGGCAUCCUCAAGUGACAGCACAGGAAAUAAUAACGAUGACACACAAAAGGAUAAAACAAUAAGUCAAGAUGCCCGUAAGGUCAAAAAUAGAGGACAGCAUAUUUUCACUGAUAAUAAAGGAAAACUGGAUUGUAAGAGAGAGCCUUCUGCAGAAAAACAAAAUGGUCCUGGUGGUCAGGUGAAAGAUGUAGUAGGAAAGGAUACUACAGCUGCUCCUAAAAAUGUGGCUACUGAAGAGCUGGCAUGGAAAGAACAACCUGUAUAUUCUUAUCAACAAAUUAGCUGCUUGGAUAGUGUCAUCAGAUACUUGGAGAGUUGUAAUGUGCCUGGUACAGCAAAAAGAAAAUGUGAACCUUCGUCAAGUGUGAAUUCUGGUGUUCAUGAACAAAAAGCAUCUGCUAGUGCUAUACAGCCCUUAGGAGACUCUACUGUGUUGAAGGCAUCUGGUAAAUCAAGCGGUCCCCCAGUAGUUGGUGGUCACUUAACUUCUUUGGCCUUACCUGGCAAGCCUGAAAGUGUUGUAUCGCUCACAAGUCAGUGCAGCUACAGUAGCACCAUUGUUCAUGUUGGAGACAAAAAAACACAACCUGAAUUAGAAAUGAUAGAAGAUGGUCCAAGUGGAGCAGAACUCUUAGAUAGCCAACUUCUUGCCCCUCCAUCCAGCUCUACGCAUGUAAAUCAGGAAAAGGAGUCAUUUAAAAAACUGGGACUUACAAAGGAAGUCCUUGCAGUGCAUACACAAAAAGAAGAGCAGAGCUUUUUGAAUAAGUUCAAAGAAAUCAAGAAAUUCAAUAUUUUCCAGUCCCACUGCAAUUACUACUUACAAGAUAAACCUAAAGGAAGGCCUGGUGAACGUGGUGGCCGUGGGCAACGAAAUGUAACUUCUGGAAUGGAUCAGCCUUGGAAGAAAAGUGGGAAAAACAGAAAAUCAAAACGCAUUAAACCACAGGAAUCUUCAGACAGUACAACUUCUGGAACUAAAUUCCCCAAUCGCUUUCCGCUUCAGGGUUUAAAUACUACUGCUUGGUCACCAUCAGACACUUCACAAGCAAGCUAUUCAGCGAUGUCUUUUCCAACUGUUAUGCCUGCAUAUCCACUUCCUGUUUUUCCAGCAGCAGCAGGGACUGUGCCACCAGCUCCUGAGACUUCAGUCUCUGGUUUUAAUCAGUUGCCAGACUCGGGAAGUACUUGCCCUAUGCAACCGUCCCAGUUUUCUGCCCCCCUUAUGGCACCUGUUGUAGCUCUUGUGCUCCCCAACUAUGUCUACCCAGAAAUGAACAAUAGCUUACCUCAAACACUUUACCACAGUCAAGCCAAUUUUCCUACCCAUCCUGCUUUCUCUUCACAGACAGUAUGUCCAGCGCAGCCUCCAUUCACUACCCCUAGCCCUUUCCCACAACAGGCGUUUUUUCCAAUGCAACCAUUCCAUUAUAAUCCACCAGCAGAAAGUGAAAAGGUCCCUGUUGCAGAGGCACGAAACGAGCCAUCCCGUUCCUGCACUCCCCAGUCAGUGGGUCCUCAAGACCAGGCUUCGCCACCUUUAUUCCAGUCAAGGUGUAGUUCUCCUCUGAAUCUUCUACAGUUAGAAGAAACCACAAAAACUGUGGAAAGUGGAGCUCCUGCGGGUUUGCAUGGAGCUUUAAAUGAGGAAGGAGCCAUAGGCAAAAUCAUGACAACUGACGAUGGUAGUGGAAAGGGAUCCCUACCAGCUGAGUCGCCAAUGGAUGCUCAAAAUAGUGAUGCGCUUUCCAUGUCCAGUGUCCUGCUUGACAUUUUACUUCAAGAAGAUGCAUGUUCAGGCACUGGCUCAGCUUCAUCAGGGAGCGGUGUAUCUGCAGCUGCUGAAUCUCUGGGGUCUGGAUCCAAUGGCUGUGACAUGUCAGGGAGCAGAACAGGUAGUAGUGAAACUAGUCAUACCAGCAAAUACUUUGGGAGUAUCGAUUCUUCAGAAAAUCAUCAUAAAACAAAAAUGAAGGCAGAAAUAGAAGAAAGUGAGCACUUCAUUAAAUAUGUUCUUCAGGAUCCUAUAUGGCUUUUGAUGGCAAACACAGAUGACACCGUUAUGAUGACUUACCAGAUACCCUCUCGAGAUUUGGAAACAGUUUUAAAAGAAGAUAAGCUGAAACUAAAGCAAAUGCAGAAACUACAGCCAAAAUUUACAGAAGACCAAAAAAGAGAGCUUAUUGAAGUUCAUCCAUGGAUCCAGCAAGGUGGACUGCCAAAGACUGUUGCUAAUUCUGAAUGUAUUUUUUGUGAGGACAAUAUACAGAGCAAUUUUUAUACAUCAUAUGAUGAAGAAAUCCAUGAAAUGGACCUUAAUGAAAUGAUCGAAGACAGUGGGGAGAACAAUCUGGUUUCCCUGAGUCAAGUCAGUGAAGAACAAACAUAGCCUUUGAGCCUGCUGCUUCAAAAUAACAGUGAUGAUCCGUUAAGGUUUUAAUCUUGUUUCCAGCAAGAGGAAUCUACUUCAUAAAACAAAUAUUUUUCUUGCUCUAAAAGAGUCAUUUGUGAAAGAAUCUCUUUUUAAAUGGUGGCAAUCUCUUCCCAGUAAGGACAUUGUUGAAGAUGGUAUAGCUUUUAUUUAAAGAAAAAAAAAAGACUCAUAUUUUGCACUUAUAUGCCUCAAGUAUUUCUUUGUAAACUACAAAAGCUUUCAUUGAUGCCUACUGAGUGGGUCAGUGAGUACUGUGAGUACUGAAAAUCCCCUUGUAAACAUAGUUCUUCAAAUCUCCUUUGAGUAAUGGUUCAACAUUGUAAAUUGUUCUAGGAAUCUUGCUUAGAAGCUCUUUAGCAUUGCUCUUAAUAUUUGAAGUGGUCCUGCAUAGUAGAAGAAAAAACCUUCAAGAAAAUCAAUUCACACUUGCCCUUCUCAUACCAGUUGACCCAUCCUCUUUGUUUCCUGUAGUUUUGACUAUAGGAACUUUUUGCGUAAGAGAAAUGUUAAACUAAUUUUGUAAUAUGAUCUUGGGUUUAAAAUACUUACAUGGAUACUUCAGAAGGCAUAGGUGAGUGCUGACAAGUCUGUAGCCUUUUAUUCCAGCAGACACUGAGAUUCUAUGAACUGCUUAUUAUCUUGAAGCAUGAUUUCUGAGAAUUUAUACACAGAAAAUCUCUGCUUAAAAAUUUAAAAACACACAGGAUGACUGUGUAUGCUCCAAUGACUGAGACAAAAUGUAGUGUAAUUUUAACCUUUAUUUUUGGUUUGUUCUGUUAGGAUGUUGGCCAUCCAUUUUUCUGUUUGGCUAUACAAAAAUCAAACUUGCAUGUGGCAAGAGAGGAUUAGACAUUUCUCAUAAUUGGAAGAUAUUUCUUAUAAAAAGAGAUUUUGAGAAUACCAUUGACUUUCACAGAUUAUGUAAUCUAACACUUGGUGUGGCUGGAGUCCUUUCCUGUCAAGGAUUUAAUUUUAAUGCCUCAGCGAUUGUAUCAACUUGAAUACGUGUACUUUGUCCUUGCGCUGUUCAUACUUGUUGGAUGUGGGAAGAGAACAAAAGAGUACCUAUCAAUAUUGAUUAGUUAGAAGAAAUUUAGUUGCAGCAUUGCUAGAUGUCAGCUUGUAGGUCUUGGGGGGUCAAAAACGUGGAGAAACUCAAUUAACUUUGCUAUGUUUGUCUUAAAAUAUUUUUCAUGAAUUUUUUUUCUUUUGUUGUUCUUUUAAUGUUAGCACUUCUAUUCACUGAAAUCUAAAAUUAUUUUCAUUAUAUAAAGUGUUUCUCUUUGCAUACAAAGAGGACAUGAAGAUAGAUCUGACACCACCAAAAACAUGCUGAAGCAACUGGUAUUUGCUUAGUGGAAGAAAUGUGUGAAUUAAUUAUUAAUUGGACAGCAUCAUAAAGAAAUUUGCAAUGGAGAUAGGUUCGUCAGUUUGAGUGUGUGAACUUAUGAAAUGAGUUGAAACACUACUUUAAACGUGAGUAUGAUUUGAUUCCUGUCUUUAAUAGUUCAGCAAGAUCAAACUUCAGUAGAUGUAUAUAAACUGGAUGAGAAACUUUCAAAUGUUGGUUGUCAAGUCCAAUAUAUUAAAUGUUUCAAUCAUAAAUGGAACAGUGCAGCUAUACCAGCAUAUUACAUAUUCCUUUUGUGUUUUUUUAUUACAUGUAAACACAAAUAGUUUUAAUUGGACCAGGGUUUGGGAAAAAUAAAAGCUUUAUAUAUAAAGGAGUGCAUCAUUAUUAAACAAAUUAUUUUCAGGGACUUCUCAACCACUUUGUGAACUUCUUUGCUUUAGCAUGCUUUUUUUGUUGUUUUUUUUCUUUUUGUUUUCAUUUCUUUUUUUCAAUGACCAUCUUGUAAGCAUAACUUAGUGAAAGGAAGAGAAAAGUAUAUUUAGAGCAUUUUGUGGAUGUGCUUAAUUACAGUCUUAUUCUUGCAUCCUUAAAGUGUUUGCAUUUACAGGGUGGUAUUAAAUAUUUUCCUGUAACUUUAAAUCUACAUGCCUCCAUUUAUAGAUAAGAUUCUGAAGCUGUAAUUUUUCCAAGCUGUUGUAAGAUGAUUUAUUUGUGAUGACACUUUGUCAACAUGUCAACAAUGUUUUCUGUACACUGUGCAAUAUAUUUUGGUUUUGCCACUUGUGACUAAUUUUUAUGACUUUGCUUUUUAGAAAACCGGUAAAUAAAACAGAUAUAUUUUUA